CUGCACGGGCGGAUCAUGCGCUCUGAAAAGUCAUCGGUAAACUGUUGGGGGAGAUAAAGGUUUCAUUGCAUCGUGCUCUUCGUUGUUUCUGCGAACGGAUUUUCUUCAUCGUACUCGAAAAACAUGGAUUGUGGAAUAAUCACUUCCAAAACUAUUCUGCUGCUCCUCAGUCUCAUAUUUUGGGCUGCAGGGGCAGUUCUUGCCUAUGUAGGUUCCUAUGUAUUCACAAGCUAUAAAAAUUAUGAUCACUUUCUAGAGGAUAAGUACACUUUAUUACCAGCUGUGGUCAUCUUGGGAGUUGCGGUGGUGAUGUUCAUCAUUGGAAUUAUUGGCUGCAUUGCAACGUUAAAGGAGUCCACCUUUGGCCUGGGAUUUUUUUUUGUCAUCGUUUUCAUCAUCUUUGCUGCUGAAGUUGCUGCCUUUGUACUUGGAAUUGUUUACAGGGGAAAAGUGAAAGAUGACAUUGAGAAAUCCAUGACAGAAGUGUUCAACAAAUAUGAUGGCCAAAAUUCAGAAAGCCGUGCUGUAGAUUACUUGCAAGAGCAGGUCCAGUGCUGUGGAAUAUAUAACUACACUGACUGGCUGUCACUGCCAUGGCAUAAUGGCACCAGAAAUAAUACUGUGCCCCUAACCUGCUGUAAACACAAUGUUGCCAAUUGCACUGGAAGAUUGGACCAGCCAGAUAACUUGUAUACUGAGGGCUGCGAGUCAAAAUUGGAACAUCUUUUACAAGAUGUUCUGAGUUAUGCAAUGCUGGUGAUCUUGGGAUUUGCCAUUGUCAAGUUUUUCGGCAUGCUGAGCGUUUGUGUCAUCAUGUGUCGGGGAAGACGACGAGAUGACUACCAGCCUUUAUAUGGAACAUACGCUUAAUAAUUUUAAUGGCUUUCGUCAUGUGAAAUUUAGUCCUUUUUUGUUGUCCUUUUAAUCAAAGAGCACCAACUUUUUUUUUUCUUGGCUGUUGUACUAACACUAUUAUAUAUAAUAUAAUAUAAUUUUUUUUUUUUUUAAAGCAUCCCUUAAAAUACAUUACAUUCAAACUAGCAAGUGCAAUUUUGUUAAAUGAAUUUAACUUUCCUAAAUUUCUUGAGGAUGACAUUUUUUUAUGCAAAGCAUGUACUAUAAACAGUAAGCUAUAUAUUUUGGCACACAUUGCAGAAGUUAUAUUUGGGAGGAAGAAGUUAAUUUUUGUAGGACUUAUUUCAUGUUCUCACUCAGCUUAUUUUUCCUAUUUAUUGCUGCUUGUAACUUUGAACAAUUACUAGAAGCAGUCUUAUUUCAGUUCAAAUGGUUUGUCCCUUCUCCAUCAUUAUUUACAAUUUCAGGUAAAUAAUUGCUAUCUUUUUUUUUUUUUUUUUUUUUUUUUUUUUUUUUUUUUUAAUAAAAAAUGUUAAUUGUUUACUAGGAAGUCCUCUUUCAUUGGAAACCAACUUGUGGUUGACUUACGUUUGCAUCUGUAUGAAAGAUUUUAUAAAAAUAUGGGACACUAUUCUCAGCAGGACAUUUUGGAAGGGAUGCCAAAUUUAACAUUCUUAUGUUUUUCUUAAAAACUGACAUUUUUCAGUAAGUCACUUCACAGGUAAUUUCCAUUUCCAAGUGCAGCAGUGUUGUCUUUGUUAAAUGAUUUACAAGAAAAUAAUUCUACCAGAGGACAUUUGGAUCCAGUCAGUGAGAUGUCAGAGUUUUGAUAUUCAUUUUUUUUUUUACCCUCUUGAGUAUUUGUUCACUUGUUCAAACUUUGUGAAUUGCAGGUAUUUGUUCCAAAGAUGAUUCUGUAUUUGUAUCUGAAUGUUGCUUGUUGGAUUGAAAAAAAAUUAACAUAUUUAGUGUGUAAAAUUACACGAUCAGUUAGUAGAUGAUUUCUCGGUGUACUAGCUACAGUGCCAUUUUGUUUCACUUAAUGUAAUUAUUAUGUACAGCUUCAUUGAAAUUGAUCCGUAAUUUUUUUUAUUUAUAAAGUUUCCCAAAUAAAAAAAUAAAAUGCUA
Erpetoichthys calabaricus (reedfish) is the source of this 1983-nucleotide messenger RNA. It is a transcript of the gene tspan36, whose product is annotated as tetraspanin 36. Gene Ontology annotation, biological process: protein localization to plasma membrane; regulation of vascular endothelial growth factor signaling pathway; protein maturation. Lineage: Eukaryota; Metazoa; Chordata; Cladistia; Polypteriformes; Polypteridae. The record is from RefSeq and is a predicted model, not a curated record. The coding region runs from base 124 to 870 and encodes 248 amino acids. Gene Ontology annotation, cellular component: membrane. The transcript is spliced from 7 exons.